AUGGCCUCUCGGAUCCCCAGACCUUACCCCACUUUAUUUUUUUUACCUUUGAGGACAUUUGAAGGCCCAUGUUCAUUAUCUAUCUAUUUCAUUUUGUUCAUUAUCUGUCACAUUCUGUUUAUUAUCUAUCUAUCUCUGUAUCUGUCCGUAUCUAUCUACGUCUUUUUAUAUCUAUUAGCUCAUUCUGUUCAUUAUCUAUCUAUCUAUCUAUCUAUCUAUCUAUCUAUCUAUCUAUCUAUCUAUCUAUCUCAUUGUUGUAGAGUAUCUGUUCAUCAUCCAUCCAUCCAUCCAUCCAUCAUCCAUCUCCAUCAUCCAUCAUCUAUCUAUCUCAUCAUUCCAGUCUGUCAUCCAUCCAUCCAUCAUCAUCCAUCCAUCCAUUCAUCUAUCAUCCAUCCAUCCAUCCAUCCAUCCAUCCAUCAUCCAUCCAUCCAUUUCAGUCUGUUCAUAUUCAUCCAUCCAUCCAUCCAUCCAUCCAUCCAUAUCUAUCUAUCCAUCAUCCAUCUAUCAUAUCCUCCAGUCUGUCUGUCCACAUCCAUCAUCCAUCUAUCCAUCCAUCCAUCCAUCCAUCCAUCCAUCCAUCAGUAUCAUCUAUCAUCCAUCUCCAUCUAUUUCAGUCUCCAUCCAUCCAUCCAUCAUCCAUCCUCCCAUCCCAUCCUCCAUCCAUCCAUCCAUCCAUCCAUCCCAGUCCGUCCCACAUCCAUCCAUCUAUCCAUCAUCCAUCCAUCCAUCUAUCAUCCAUCCAUCCAUCUAUCUAUCCAUCAUCCAUCUCAGUCUGUUCAUAUCCAUCUAUCUAUCCAUCCAUCUAUCUAUCUAUCUCAGUCUGUUCACAUCCAUAUCCUAUCUAUCUAUCCAUCCAUCCAUAUCUAUCCAUCCAUCUAUCUCAGUCUGUUCAUAUCCAUCUAUCUAUCCUCCCAUCAUAUCCAUCCAUCUAUCCAUCUCCAUCUAUCUCAGUCUGUUCAUCCAUCCAUCCAUCAUAUCAUCCCAGUCUGUAUCUAUCUAUCAUCAUAUCUAUCUAUCUCCAUCCAUCCAUAUCCAUAUCUAUCAGUCUGUUCAUCCAUCCAUCAUCUAUCUAUCAUAUCAUCCAUCCAUCUAUCUAUCAUCUAUCUAUCUCAGUCUGUUCAUAUUCCAUCCAUCCAUCCAUCUAUCUAUCUAUCUAUCUAUCAUCUAUCUAUCUAUCUCAGUCUGUUCAUCAUCUAUUCAUCAUCUCAUCUAUCCUAUCUAUCUAUCUAUCUGUAUCCGCUUCUAUGCAAGAUCCUCGAAGUUAGGCAACCUCGAGCCAUCCAUCCAGCCCCAAGUUAUGUUACCAGCCGGUUAGACAUCAUGAAAGAAUGGACGGACAUGACAAUGGCGGAACCACCGUGGGCUAUCGCCAACAGAUCAUCCAUCCAUGGAGGAAGAUCCAUCCAUCCAUGCCUUCCAUCCAUUUCCAGGUGCCAUCGACGUCCGAUCAGUAAAGGAACUGAUGAUGACGACGACGAUGAUGACGAUGAUGAUGAUGACGAUGAUGAGUUAAUUAUACGUUGCCACUUACCACUUGUAUCAUUUCAUAUCUAUCUAUCUAUCUGUAUACUUAUAUCUAUCUAUCUAUCUAUCUAUCUAUCUAUCUAUCUGGUCAUGAUUCAAUAUGCUCAUAUCUAUCUAUCUGGUCAUGAUUCAAUAUGCUCAUAUCUAUCUAUCUAUCUAUCUAUCUAUCUAUCUAUCUAUCUAUCUACCUAUCUGGUCAUGAUUCAAUAUGCUCAUAUCUAUCUAUCUAUCUAUCUAUCUAUCUAUCUAUCUGGUCAUGAUUCAAUAAGCUCAUAUCUAUCUAUCUAUCUAUCUAUCUAUCUAUCUAUUGACAACGAGUGUUCGUUGGCAUCACAAAAUUAUCUAUCUAUCUAUCUAUCUAUCUAUCUAUCUAUCUAUCUAUCUGGACUUUCACAUCUAUCUACAUAUAUAUCCAUGUAG
Molecule: messenger RNA, 1944 nt
Organism: Acanthosepion pharaonis
Lineage: Eukaryota; Metazoa; Mollusca; Cephalopoda; Sepiida; Sepiidae
Source: the annotation of a GenBank genome assembly